CAAAAACAGAGAGGUUAAACCACAAAUAAUAAGAAAAAUUUGGAACACUCUCUAUAGAUUGAGCAACUCACUCAACUUAAACUGAAGAAACUCGAAUUAGGGAUUUCAAAGAACGCGAUCGGUAAGUAAAAAAGGAUGGAGUUUUGUCCAACUUGUGGAAACAUGUUACAGUUCGAAUUGCCACACAUGGGUCGGCCUUCGAGGUUCGUUUGCCCGACUUGUCCUUACGUUUGUCAACUCGAAAACAAGGUUAAAAUAAAGAGAAGGCAGCAUCUUGUUAAGAAAGAAAUAGAACCCGUUUUCAACAGUGAUGAUAUGAAAAUCGGCGGCGCUGAGACUGAUGCAACAUGCCCUGCUCCUAAUUGCGGCUUUGGGAGGGCCUAUUUCUCGCAGAUACAGAUCCGGUCAGCUGAUGAGCCAGCAACAACAUUCUAUCAGUGCUUGCGCUGUGAAAAGAGAUGGCGUGAAGAUUAAGUUCAUGUUAUAUUAGAUGAAAUUAUUAGGGUAAUGUAAGGAUAGACACUAUGAUAGGCUUCAAAUUUUGGGUUAUUUUUCAGCCGUAGUUUGUUUUUGAGAACCUGAGAAUUGCAUUGGCAAAAUUCUUAAUUAUCACUUUUUCAAUAUAAUUAGAUUGGAUUCUU
Theobroma umbraticum is the source of this 641-nucleotide messenger RNA. RefSeq names its product DNA-directed RNA polymerase III subunit RPC10-like. NCBI's taxonomy places the organism in Eukaryota, Viridiplantae, Streptophyta, Magnoliopsida, Malvales, Malvaceae. Gene Ontology annotation, cellular component: RNA polymerase III complex. The record is from RefSeq and is a predicted model, not a curated record. Gene Ontology annotation, biological process: DNA-templated transcription; termination of RNA polymerase III transcription. Gene Ontology annotation, molecular function: nucleic acid binding; zinc ion binding.